AAUCAAAUGAUUAUAAAUUGAUGACAAUUUCAAUAAUUAUAAAUAUGACAUUAUCAUGAAAAUGCCAUUAUUGAAAAUAUGAAAUAACAUUAUCUUUUUUGUUGACACUGUCACCGUUCAAAUAUAAUUAUGAUAAUGUCAUGACAAUGAUAGUGUCAAUGUCACGAAAAAGAUAAUUUUUAAAAAUAUGAUUGAAAGAAUACGACGGUCGACGGAAACCAAAUUGCAGUUCAGUAGUUGCAAUUGAAGAUCAAUACAAUUAAAAGAAAAUGAAAUUGAAUCACAUGGAAACAGCAAAAUAGAAAAGAAAGAACAGAGACGGAAGAAAAUAAGGAGAUGCGAGAAGAAAAAGGAGGAAGAAAGAGCAGCAGUAGGAGAACCAUGUGGGAAAGAUGAAAAUACAAAGGGCAAAUACGGGGGAGAUAACAAGCCUUUGAGUAUUGUUUUCUAUAAAUUUCCAGUCCAAUCCCGCACCACCCAUCCCAGUCCUCUCUUUCCACCCUCCCCGGUUGCUACGUCAACAUUUAUUUGUUUACUUUUAGACACCCGCCGGUUUCGGCUAUGGGGGUAGCCUUAUUCCUGCUCAUUGCAUGUUGCUAGUUAAGGUAAACUACUUCUAUGCUGCACGCCAACCGAGUAAAACAGCCCUUGCGAGAUUCAUAAUUUCAUCCAAAUCACAACUACCCAUGAUGAUAAUAUAAAUAACAUAACAAUUCAUAUACUUCGUAUAAUAAUACCAAUGGCAUAUAAUGUCAAUAUCAUAACAAUGUCAAUGACAUAAUUUUUAUAAAAAAACAUCACUGCUUAUGUUUUAUAAUGUCUUUAUAACUUUUAUAGAAAAACAUCAUUGUUUGAAAACUAAUUUCAUUGUGUGAAUAAAAUAUAAAGUUAAAAAAGAAAAAGAAAAUGACAAUGUCAUUAUAAAAAAUAUGACAUUGUCUAUUCUCAUGACAGUGUCAUUGUUAAAAUUAAAAUAAUGACAAUAUCAUUACUAUGGUAAUUAUGCUAAUCAUUUACCAUAAUUAUGCUAAUUAUGGUAAUAAUGACAAUAAUGUUGAUAUCAUUGUAGAUUUGUAGAAUAUAUGACAAUAUAUAUUGAAAUGUGAUAAAAACAUUGACAUGUAAAUAAAUUAAGUCCAAAUCUAAGACUGAGAUGACAUUGAUGUCAUCAAAUCAACAUUAAAAGGUAAAAUCACUAAAAUAAGUUAAUGAAAAAAAAGUGGAAGCAUGAACAAAUUAAUGAAAUUAAUGAAAUAAUUAUUUAAAAUUAACACAAAAACCAAUAAAGACAAAAAGUAAAAAUCUAGCUAGCUCCAACAGGGGAAGCAUGUACAAGUGGUACAACCUGCAAAAAGUUUCGGAUCCAAAAGGCCAGCUACUUGGAAUACUAGAUCGGGCGAUGCACGUACAACAGGCCAAACAAUCUAGAUCUAAAAAUCUAGCUACCAGACCGGGCGGAAGAGAAGAUGAGAAGAGAAGAACAAGGUGGAAGAGGAGUACGAGAAGGAGGAAUUUCUGCUACCGUCCAUUGACGUUCCUGUUGCGGCCGCCGUCGCUGGAGGCUGGUCCGCCGUCCGUGCGAGAACAAAGAGGCCGCAAUGAAGAUGAGAAGCUUGUUAGACCGGACGGAAAGAGAAUGGAAAAACACGGGUCUCCAGCAAAAUGAAAGAGAAGAAUAUCCCCUGCAAUUAAAUCAGGGGCAGACUUGGUAUUGUGUUAAAAAUAAGUCCUAUUUAAGUUUAAAAAAGUAGCUAGUCCUAUACGUGUAUAUAUGUAAAGUUAUGGUCUUAUUUAAGACCAUUUCUCCUCCGUAUAUGUGUAGUUUAGGUCUUUAGGAUGUGCGUUCAGCGUGCUCACUAACAAGCCCGUAACCGCAUUUUAUAAUUUCCGAAGUUUUAAAGGACCGAAG
Molecule: messenger RNA, 1909 nt
Organism: Cuscuta epithymum
Lineage: Eukaryota; Viridiplantae; Streptophyta; Magnoliopsida; Solanales; Convolvulaceae
Source: the annotation of a GenBank genome assembly